This is a messenger RNA of Closterium sp. Naga37s-1, 690 nucleotides long. NCBI's taxonomy places the organism in Eukaryota, Viridiplantae, Streptophyta, Zygnematophyceae, Desmidiales, Closteriaceae. The record is from the annotation of a GenBank genome assembly.
AUGCUGCCGCCUGUCCCGCGAUCGUCGGCCUACCCCGUACGAUUCCACGUCCGCGCGCCGCGCUCUGCGUUUCACGGUGAGAUGGGGGCUGGGCUGGAGGUGUUUGCCCCGUUGUGUGUUGCGUUUGUCGUGUUGGAUCUGCUGCUGGCCUUUCCUGACGCGUCCCGUCCGCACUGGUUCCCUCGUUUGCCCUUGGAGCAGAACCCCAGGAGUGGUCCCGGCCGGCCAGGCGUCAGCGAUGCUCCAAGCCGCCGCGGUGCUGGUCGGGCGCGGAGCCUCGCGGUCGUCCCGCGGGCGGCAGGAAAGGCGUUGCGGGUCUCGGGGGGCGGUGUACCACCCUCCUCCUGGGCGUGCCUCUGCGGCCCUUCGGCCUCGGCAGCAGCAGGCGUUCUAGCGCACGCAGCGACAACCUUGUCCGCCACGCCAUGUUCCCCGUGUCGCGUAGCAGGUGCCCCCGGCCUCGUCAUCGUCUCGAUCACCCCAUUUCUUGUCAACGUCGUCUCGACUGCCUCCCCAGCCACCGGAGCCAAUGGUGCAACCCUCGCCGUCUCCUCCUCUUGUCCCAACUUCACCUCCGGUCCCCGCUCCUCAGCAAGCACGGCUGCCGCCAGGGUAGUGGCAAAGGGACGCACCUCAUUCUCCGGCUCUGCAGCACCGUUGGAGUCUGUGGGGGAAGUCCCCCUCCAUUGA